UUAUGACGAAUGUACUUGUUCCAGCAGCCACCCCCUUCGCCAGCAGUCGUCAUGCAACGCCAGUUGAUGCUUCGCGAGCGAGCCAAUAUUUUCUCGAUCUAAAAGACGAAGCAUGCGUCAAAUGUUUUCUCGCCCUCUGCAGUCGACGAUUGCAUGGCAGUCCUCCACGUUUACAGUGUCGGGGACACGGCGCUUACUGUAACCUGUGCCUCAGCGCCCCUUACUAACCUCCAUUCCUCUUGCUUUCACCUACACCACUCCACCCAUCUUGUCAGUGCGCUGAACAAGUACCAAACGCCAUUCUCGCACGACCGAAUGACACUUCCACUGCGGCUAAUGAAUCACAUCAAGCGCAUAACUGCACGCCUACAACUGCAGACUAUUAGGCGACCGUUCACUACUGGACUGGUUGCUGCUGCUGCCACAGGUUGGAGCGUUGCGAUGGUGAACCACGGAUUCGGCUUCGGAUUGGCAGGCGUCAGGCGUGGUUCUCGUGCAGCUGCCUGGCAAUCAAGCAAAGGGAGCGUUGAUCGUGGAAGCGCGUUUUCUAUAUCCCAGAGCGCUGGAGCUGGGGGGUCGGGGAGUCUCAUCCUAUAUGGCGUACCAACGGCAGGCGCUGCCCUUAUCACCAUCUACUCUGGGUACAGGAUGCGCACCAGAACGACUAUAAGACGUCUGUGGUAUAGAAGUCGGAUUGGAAGUCAACGAUUGCGCACCCAAAGCAAUGCGAAGCAAGAGAGCGCUGGAUGUUAAGCAGUAAUUGAGUCGCUGUGAUUGGCUCACGAAUGAAAUAAUGUGGGGCCAAGCAUGCUAGAUCGGGAACAAGACAUUGUUGGCAUCGACUA
Boeremia exigua is the source of this 845-nucleotide messenger RNA. RefSeq lists its product as uncharacterized. The transcript is spliced from 2 exons. The coding region runs from base 154 to 753 and encodes 199 amino acids. The record is from RefSeq and is a predicted model, not a curated record. NCBI's taxonomy places the organism in Eukaryota, Fungi, Ascomycota, Dothideomycetes, Pleosporales, Didymellaceae.